UCAGCAUGGAGGGAGCAGGGAUCAGCCUGCUGGAGUCUCCAGCGGGGGAGAUGACAGCUGAUCCCAGCGCAGCACACACUAACCUACAGCGGGCAGACCGCCGCUCCUCUGAUCGCUGCUAAAGAGCUGGUCCUGUGGUAGAAGAAGCAGGAGAGAAGAAGUGCUAAUAGAAGAGCUGUAUUAGUUAGCUAAUGGCAGAAAGCAACAGGAGAGCGAGCACCGAGCGGACUGCUGAAUUCACCCAGCGCUCAUCCCCUGACUAGCGGCGCCCAGCAGAAGAGCGAGGAGGAGGAGGACUCACUGCAGCAGGCAGACACACAGGUAAGACGAGAUGAUGGAGGCAGGCUCGGUGGUUCGUGCUCUAUUCGAGUUCCUGCCCAGCGUUUCAGAGGAGCUUCCCCUUUUUGCUGGUGAUGUGGUUGAAGUUCUUAGUGUGGUGGAUGAGUUUUGGCUGCUUGGAAUCAAAGAUGGAGUCACAGGCCAGUUUCCCAGCACUUUUGUGGAAUCCAUCACUGUCCCCCCGACCAAGCCAGGAGAGCAGCUUUAUGUGUGCAUCAAUGAUUUCAGCUCUGUGGAGCCAGGCAACCUUCCCCUCAAAAGAGGUGAUGUGGUGGCUGGAGAGGCCAGAGUGGAUGCGGUUUGGCAGCGUGGUCGGAACGCCUGGGGUUCCUGGGGACUCUUCCCUGUCUCCUGUGUUAAGCAGCUGGAACUGUCCGGGCGGUCCAGGCAGCUGAGCGAGCGCAGUGCUGCUGCACAGGCAUCUGAACUGCCCCCUCAUGCCUUGGGCCAGGCCCAUGCCCUCAUGGGCCUUCACGCUCAGCUGGAUGAGGAACUGGACUUCCGGGAAGGUGAUGUCAUCACCAUAGUGGGUAUACCUGAGCCAGGCUGGUUCCAGGGGGAGCUGGAGGGCAGAACGGGGGUCUUCCCUGAGGGCUUUGUGGAGCUCCUCACACCUCUGCGUUCGAUUCAGCAGGAACCGGAGCUUCAGGGCACGGGACAGUAUCUCCAAAGCCGAAUGGAGGAAGAGAAGGAGGAAGAAGAUGAAGAUGAAGAUGAAGGGGAAGAGGCUGCAGCAGCAGUAUUAGAAGGCAGUGUGGAAAUGGAGGCACUGCAGCAGCACCAGGAAGUUCAAGAACAAGAAGAGGAAGAAGAAGAUGAGGAGACUGGAGGUGUUUAUGGAGUUGCCCUGUAUGAGUUCAGAGCGUUGGAGCCUGGAGAACUGGACUUUAAUGUCGGGGACAAGAUCCAAAUCCUUGGAACCUUGGAAGAUGGCUGGCUGGAGGGUGAGCUGCGGGGUCAAAUAGGCAUUUUUCCCCAUCGGUUUGUUAAAGUGAAUGAACCACUACAGACUGUGCCUCAAGAACAACCUAUGGACAUAGAAACUAGCACCCCUGAUAAAGUGGAAGGGGAUAGUUACCUUUCUGAUUGCAGCUCUGGCCAACAAGACCACACUGUACUGGAGAAUGAGCAGACUUGUGAAACCCACGAGGAUCACACUGUUUGGGAUCUGGACUAUUUUGAACAAAGGGAGGAAAGCAAAGAGACACUUAUGAGGGAAACGCAGCCUAAAAACAAUGCUCAAGACAGAGCAGUAGCUCAAAGGCAGCCUCAGACUCAACCAAAAAGGAGGGAAAGGCCUCCACCACCACUAAUCCAGCCCAAUCAGUCAGGGAACUCGGCACACAAGGCCGUUCAGAGGACUAACUCGGGUAGCCCCACACCGCCUAGACCCCAGCUGCCUCCCAGACCCAGCCUUCACGCACUCAACAACAGGCAACAGAGCAUGGGCGCUCGCAGUAGCCCACACGAACCUCCUCCAGUUCCCACUACCAGGAGUCAGAGCCUGCACCCACCUGGUAGAUCCUCGCCAAGCCUUCAGACUAACUUAUCUUGGUCCAGAAACAAAGGCCACUAUGCCUCCCACGACAGCAGGAACCCAUUCUCCAGCAGAAUCUCCUCCAACCAGCUGGGUAAAAAAAGGGAAAAGAAGUUAACACGCCAUGCCAGUGUCAAUGACUCUGACCUUAGUUCUUGUGGCGGCCUUACCGAGAAGCAGGCGUGGCCUAAGGGGCGGGCAACCAAUGGCUUGUCAGCCUCACAUACUCUGGACUCAUUAGCCACGUGUGUGGGCGACCUGGAAUCCAAGCUGUCCCAGCAACUGUUGGAGUUUGAGAAGAGUCUUCCAGGUCGAGGAGGUGCAGCAAGUGAGGAGCAGGACAGGAGGGAGGAGCUAAACAAUGGCUGGGGCAACAACAAGUUACAAGUGUCCCGCCACUUCUCAAUCCUUGACUACAGUAAUGAGAACGACAUCAUCAGAGGCUCAUCUUUGCACCCCUCACUGGGCCGGGCCUUAUCACACGCUUCCGUUCAUUCAGGCUCCACCUCCUCUUUAGAGAGACAGAAGACACUCCGCCCACCCCCGCCGCGUCCCAGAAUUCUGAGACCACCAGUGCCCCCUAGCUCCCACGCUCAUGCUCCUCUUACAAAUGGUCGAGCCGCUCCUCAGCCUUAUAGGCCGGCUCGCAGAGCACCCCGCCCACCUCCACCCUGUCCCCGCCCUAAUUCUGAUUUACACCGCACCCCACCAAAGACCUCCGCCCUCCUAUUCCCUGCAGAGGAGGUGGAGGUACUGCUGGAGGAAGAGAUGGUGGCAGAGGAGGUGGAGGAGGCACAGGAUGCUCUAGAAAGGGAGAGAGAGAUGGAGCAAGAAAGGGAGAGAGAGAUGGAGCAGUACAAGCUUCUCCUCAGACUUGAGGAGGUGGAGAGGGAUAUCGAUAUGUACACAAACACGGUCCAGGAGCUGCACGCCAUGCUGGACGAGGAGGACCAGGAGGAUGAAACUGCACGGCAACAGGCCAUGGAGAACCUGGAGUUCUGCACCUACACCCUGGAGACGCUGACCCUGGAACAGCAGCAGUUACGAGAGAUGACUCUGCUGUCAGCCCAGCCUAAAUCUGUAGACUCAGCCCCGGCCUCUGCAGCCUCCACUGAAGACCCUGAACAGAGAAUGCUUGAGAAGCGCUUGAAGGUCAUCGAGGAGCUUUUACAGACCGAGGCAGACUACAUAAAAGACCUGCGGAUGUGCAGAAAGGAGAUAAUUGAACCUCUAAGGAAAAGACAGGUCCAGAAUAUCGACUUCGAUGGUCUCUUUGGCAACAUCGACUCCGUAAUUCAUCUCUCCCAACGGCUCAAUGAGACACUUCAGGACACUGACUCUAUAGGACAAGUGUUCCUGGACUUCAAAUCAGAGCUGGAAGAGGUGUAUAAGGUUUACUGUCAGAAUCAUGAUGAUGCCAUCUCCCUGCUGGAGACCUAUGAGAAAGAUGAGAGCAUUCAGAAGCAUGUGCUGGAAUGCCUGGAGAACCUCAGAGCGAUAUACCGUGGGUGGGGGAAAACAAACUACAUUAAUCUGGGUUCGUUCCUGAUAAAGCCGGUGCAGAGAGUGAUGCGCUAUCCACUUCUGCUUAUGGAGCUCCUGAAUGCCACACCACAGUCCCAUCAUGACAGAAAACAGCUGGAAGAUGCUGUGCUUUCGGUUAAGGAGAUCAACGGCAACAUAAACGAGUACAAGAGGAGAAAGGAUCUUGUGGUGAAGUACCGCAAAGGCGAUGAGGACCGGCUCAUUGACAAGAUUUCCAAACUGAGCAUGCACUCCAUCAUCAAAAAAUCCAACCGAGUGAGCAGCCAUCUCAAACACUUAACUGGAAUUUCACCACAGAUAAAGGAUGAAGCGUUUGAUGAUGCAGAGAAGCGAUUCAGACUCCAGGAGAGAUUGAUCAAAUCCUUCAUAAGAGACAUCUCCCUCUACCUACAACACAUAAGGGAGUCGGCUUCAGUGAAGGUGCUGUCUGCCAUCAGUUUCUGUGACAUCUACACAGAGCGGCAGCAGCAGCUGGACCCCGAACGUUUCCAGAGAGCCCACCGCUGUAUCAGUGAUAAGCAGUUCACUCAAUUUAAGGAGAGGACAGAGACACUGGUCAUCUCUCCCCUGACGCAGCUGCUGUCCAUGUUUGCUGGGCCACACAAACUGAUCCAGAAACGCUUCGACAAGCUCCUCGACUAUGAUAACUGUAAGGAGCGAGCUGAUCGGCUGAAGGACAAGCGCGUGCAGGAGGAGCUGCAGGUGGCGCGGAACAACUACGAGGCCCUGAACGCCCAGCUGCUCGAUGAGCUGCCCAAGUUUCACUACGCUGCCGAGGAGCUUUUCACCAGCUGUGUGCGGGGAUUCGCCCAGGCCCAGAAAGACUUCAUCCGCCUCACACUGGGAGAACUCACUCCUCUGCUACAGCUGUCCGGUUUGGGGGGCACAGAGGGGACCCUGGUGUCACUGUUUCAGGAGGAGCAUGGUCGAGUACUGCAGCUGCUACAAAGCUUCAGCUUCUUCCCUGAGAACCUGCCCACCUCCCGCAAGCCUUUUGAAAAGAAAACCCUAGAGAAACAAACCUCCAAGAAGCAUAUGCAGGGCCCUCCAAAUUAUGUGCUGCAGACAGAUGAUCACCGGGCAGGGCUACUGGCUCGUUACGGCCCUGAGAAACUCUUCCAGGCUGAGAGGAACUUCAAUGCAGCACAGGACCUGGAUGUUUCCAUAUUAGAGGGUGACAUUGUGGGAGUCAUCAAACAGCAGGACCCCAUGGGAAGCCAGAACCGCUGGCUCAUAGACAAUGGUGCCACAAAGGGCUUUGUUUACAGUUCCUUCUUAAAGCCCUAUAAUCCACGCAGAAGCCAAUCAGAUGUCUCCAUCGAGAGCCAGUCCUCCAACGAGUCCGGCUAUGGCGGCUCCUCCCCUGUAUUUUCACGGCAGAACAGCAACAGCACUCUGACAUUUAACCAGGAGACAUCCACCGUCAGCUUCUCCACAGCUGCACCCUCAACCCACACAUCCCCACGCCCCACUCAGGACUCCACCCUCACCCGUAGGAACCCCCACCGAGACACUCCUACAUCUAACUGCCCCCCCACAAGUCAGAGGGAUUCCCUUGACUUAUCCUACAGGAGUUCUUCCAAUCACAGAGAACUGUCUGAGACAGCCUAUCACAAUGCUGCAAAUCACAGGGACUACUCAGAGCCUAUAUACCAAAAUCUAAUGAAUGAUAAAGAUUCCUCUGGAUCCAAUGACACUACUCCACCCAGUCGCAGAGACCUCUCAGACUCUUCAGAGACAGACUCUUGCUCCUCCACUUGGAAAUCUAGACAUGAGCAGUCUCAGAGGUACACAGCCUCUAGUUCUCAGCAGAGAAAGAAUGGGGACUAUUCACUGCAGACGAGGAAGCCUCACUACCCUGCUGAUACAGAGCACAUAGAGCCUGAUCCUGACCCAGAGCUGGAUGGCCAUCAGAUAUAUUACGCUCUGUAUUCAUUCAGUGCAAGAUGCGUAAAUGAACUGAGCAUCUCGGCCAACCAGAAAGUACGAAUUCUGGAGUUUCAGGACAUGAAUGGAAAUCAGGAAUGGUGGCUCGGAGAGGCUGGAGGGAAGAGGGGCUACGUCCCAUCCAACUACAUCCGCAAGUCUGAGUACACCUGAGCACUGAGUAUUCAUGCAAGGAGAUUCAGAGAGCACUCCAGGCACCAGAGCCCACCACUAAAUAAGCUCAGCUGAGGAGGAGACACACUGAAGGAAGGACUUUACUGUGCCUUUACUGAAUGGGAGAUGGAUUGAUGUGGUGAAAGAGAACAGAAUUGUUUUGAAACCGGUCAUUGCUGCUGAUCAGAAGGGAAUGUGAUUCUCCAUGACUGUAUUUAUGACUUUUAGAUUUUUUUGCAUUCUGUUCCAAACUAUAACCCUAAACCUCUUCCUUGUGGCUCUUAUGGAAUGGUUAGGCACUGUGUUAUGGUUUUGGAGAAGGAAAUGAGAUGGACUGUGACAGCAUGGGUUUCUUAAUGACUACUCUAAGUGGUUGAAUGGGAGCAGUACAGUGGUAGCGCUUAAAUGGUAUUCUAAGUGGUUUUACCUGACACUGGCGUGAACAAGUCAUUGGAUGCGGAGAGAAAGAGUGCAUGUUCUGAUGGAGGUUAAAGCAGUGGUUUGAGUGUGGUGUGUUGGAGACAUCUAGCCUUGGUUGUUUGCCAAUCAUAAUGCACCUCGAGACAGACACACCCAUCCUUCACCUGCUCCUUAUUAAUCCAUGUGAACACAGUUAACAAUGAAGUGUUGAUUCUUCACAGCAUUCAGAACAACAAGACUCUACUGAAAAUUAUUUAACUUCCUGAGAAGCUGAAUGGAAUGUGAUGCAUCUUUUAUAAAGUACGAUACUUGUGUUGUCUGCUUUUUUCACUUUUUGAAUGAGUUGUUAUUUUUUGAUACACUCUCCUGUGAAUGACUUUUUAAGAGCUAGAACAAUCUUGGGGUUUGACCAAUACUGAUUGAGAGUUCAACCACUGGUACAACCUAGACCCCAGAAGGCCUUCCUGUGUUUCCCACCUUCAGAUACUGUUUAUAAUUCUCCUUCUAUCAUAUAAUAAUCUCUCAUGCUGUAUAAAACAACAUGUAUUUCUGUUUUCCAGUGUCAAGCAAUCUAUUCCUUUGAAUAAAAAAUGAUGAAACAUUUAAA
Astyanax mexicanus (Mexican tetra) is the source of this 6548-nucleotide messenger RNA. RefSeq names its product dynamin binding protein. The transcript is spliced from 17 exons. The record is from RefSeq and is a predicted model, not a curated record. Bases 332 to 5521 code for a protein of 1729 amino acids. NCBI's taxonomy places the organism in Eukaryota, Metazoa, Chordata, Actinopteri, Characiformes, Acestrorhamphidae. Gene Ontology annotation, biological process: intracellular signal transduction. Gene Ontology annotation, molecular function: protein binding; guanyl-nucleotide exchange factor activity. Gene Ontology annotation, cellular component: cytoplasm.